Molecule: messenger RNA, 1182 nt
Organism: Aethina tumida (small hive beetle)
Lineage: Eukaryota; Metazoa; Arthropoda; Insecta; Coleoptera; Nitidulidae
Gene: RhoGDI
Product: rho GDP-dissociation inhibitor 1
Exons: 5
Coding region: 130-735 (201 amino acids)
Biological process (GO): Rho protein signal transduction
Cellular component (GO): cytoplasm; membrane; cytosol
Molecular function (GO): Rho GDP-dissociation inhibitor activity; protein binding
Source: RefSeq, a predicted model, not a curated record
CGCACAGUGACUUGCGUACGAGGUAGGAGGCUUCCACCCAUUUUUUGUGAACAAUUUUUGUAAAAUUUUGCUAAUUUUCCGAUACAUUUCUCAUUUAGUUCGCACAAAUCCGUUAUAAAAAGAUCCAUCAUGUCCGAAGAGGCAACAGUGACCACUCCUGAGGAAUUGGAGAACGAGAACGAAUCAUCGUAUAAACCACCGCCGGAAAAGACCAUUGAAGAAAUCUUGCAAAUUGAUCAGGAAGAUGAGAGUCUUCGGAAAUACAAAGAGGCCCUUUUGGGACAGGCUCAAGCUGGUGCAGUCAUAGUCGAACCGGACAAUCCAAAGAAAGUUAUCGUGAAAAGGUUGGUUCUGGUGGCGCAGGACAGACCGGAAGUCGCCCUUGAACUGACUGGUGACAUUUCAAAGUUGAAAAAGGAGACGUUCGUCAUUAAGGAAGGAGUGUCGUACAAAAUCAGGAUCGAGUUUAUCGUUCAAAGGGAAAUCGUCCACGGACUCAAGUACAUACAAAAGACGAGCAAAAUGGGUCUGACAGUGGACAAAAUGGUACAUAUGGUGGGCUCGUAUGCCCCGAAGUCGGAGAUUCAAUCGUACACCACCCCGGCUGAAGACGCGCCCCACGGAAUGAUGGCACGCGGAAGCUACUCGGUGCAAUCCUUGUUCACCGACGAUGACAAGAACGAGCACCUUAAAUGGGAUUGGACGUUUGAGAUCAAGAAGGAUUGGAAAAAUUAAUUUAAGGUAAACCUGGAACCAAGUAUUAUCAAAAUAUCCAAAGCGUCAUUUUAUACCUACAUAUACAAAAAAACCUUUUGAAAAGUAUUUACAAGAGCCUUUUUGAACAUAUACUGAUAUUCCUAUUGGUACGGACCGCCUUAAAUCAUCUAGCUCAUUAAUUUUUUAAGUAGUCACUUAAGAUUUAAGUUUAUAUUUUGUAAGUCAUAUAUACCUACUAUAUUCUUAUACCAAACCUUGCAAAGUGUUUGUAUUAUCGAGUUACAAGACGAAGUACGUACAAUAAUUAAGCAAUAAUAUUCUGGUUUUCAUUUUUUAGCAGUUUUAUGCCAAUACAUUUUGUGUUUUUUGGAUUUUGCUCAAUUAUGCAAUAUUAUUAUUUUAACCAGAAUGUUUGUUUUUAAAACCUGUAAUAUUGCUUUUUGAAUUAAAAGUUUGUCCCCUCAA